AAUGCUUGUGCCAGAAGAGUUUACUGCAUUAGGGGUGACAACAAUUGGAGACAAAGCCAGGCUUAAACAGAGAUGCAAGGACUACUUGAAAGGAAAGUCGUUGGAUUCACCAGUUAUGUCAAAAUUUCGAGAAUUAAAUUCAAAGUCAAAAUCAAACAGAAAUUCUAGGAAAAUGAAGUUAACUAAAAGACUCUAUAUUGGAUGGAAACAUGGCCAUCAAGAUCUGUACAGACUUGUUCAUCCCGCUAAAGGAGGCGGCCAGUUCGUUCAAGAUGUAAAUAAAGGAUGUACUCUCAGUGAGUUGAAAAGCUUACUUAUUGACCUGUACUUUCCGAGGGGACACUGUAAAGCAGGAAACCUGCAUGUUAAUGAAGUAGAUGCAACAGUUGUAAAUUACUCCGGGCAUACACUCCCAGAAACGAUUGGAGAUGAUCCUUUCACAGUAGGAUUAUACUGCGACAGCAGGAAAUCAAAUCCAGUGAGAAUUUAUUUACAAACUGAAAAGGUGAUCAGAUUUUUUCUUUAA
Messenger RNA from Mercenaria mercenaria, 526 nucleotides. RefSeq lists its product as uncharacterized. Lineage: Eukaryota; Metazoa; Mollusca; Bivalvia; Venerida; Veneridae. The record is from RefSeq and is a predicted model, not a curated record. The transcript has 2 exons. Bases 2 to 526 code for a protein of 174 amino acids.